Pyricularia pennisetigena is the source of this 1590-nucleotide messenger RNA. RefSeq lists its product as uncharacterized. The record is from RefSeq and is a predicted model, not a curated record. Gene Ontology annotation, cellular component: cytoplasm. Gene Ontology annotation, molecular function: UTP:glucose-1-phosphate uridylyltransferase activity. Lineage: Eukaryota; Fungi; Ascomycota; Sordariomycetes; Magnaporthales; Pyriculariaceae. The coding region runs from base 1 to 1590 and encodes 529 amino acids. Gene Ontology annotation, biological process: UDP-alpha-D-glucose metabolic process; glycogen metabolic process. The transcript has 4 exons.
AUGGCGUCCAACGUCGCGAAGGCGGUCAAGAGCGCCCUGCCCUCCCACCUCAAGCCCGAGUCUGCUGAGACCAAGGGCGAUUCCGAGUUUGCCCCCCGUCACCAUGGCAAGACUCAGUCGCACAUGGCCUUCGAGAAUGCCUCCACAAACAUCGCUGCUGCCCAAAUGCGCAACGCGCUGACUGCGCUCGCAGAGACAGUCACUGACGAAAAGCAGAAGAAGCUGUUCGAGACCGAGAUGGACAACUUCUUCGCGCUCUUCCGCCGUUUUGUUAACGAUAAGGCGAAGGGAUCCACAGUCGACUGGGACCGCAUCGCACCACCUGCGCAAGGUCAGGUCGUUGACUACGAUGAUCUGGCAAACUCUGAGUCUGUCGAGUUCCUGAGCAAGCUGGCAGUCCUGAAGCUCAACGGUGGUCUUGGUACCUCAAUGGGUUGCGUCGGACCCAAGUCGGUCAUUGAGGUUCGAGAUGGCAUGUCCUUCCUCGACCUCUCAGUCCGCCAAGUCGAGCACCUGAACCGCACCUAUGGCACCAACGUUCCGUUCAUCCUGAUGAACUCGUUCAACACUGACGAGGACACUGCCUCUAUCAUCAAGAAGUACGAGGGACACAACGUUGAUAUCAUGACGUUUAACCAGUCAAGGUAUCCUCGUAUCUUGAAGGACUCUCUCCUGCCCGUCCCCAAGAGCUUCAACUCCAACAUCGACGCCUGGUACCCUCCCGGCCACGGUGACGUUUUUGAGUCUCUUUACAACUCUGGAGUUCUCGAUAAGCUCAUUGAGCGCGGUAUCGAGUACAUCUUCUUGUCCAACGUUGACAACCUGGGUGCCGUUGUCGACCUCCGCAUUCUUCAGCACAUGGUUGAGACAGGUGCCGAGUACAUCAUGGAGCUUACCAACAAGACCAAGGCUGAUGUCAAGGGUGGUACCAUCAUUGAUUACGAGGGCAAGGUCCGUCUCCUCGAAAUUGCCCAGGUCCCCAAGGAGCACGUCAACGAGUUCAAGAGUAUCAAGAAGUUCAGGUACUUCAACACCAACAACAUCUGGAUGAACGUGCAAGCCAUCAAGCGCGUCGUUGAGAACCACGAGCUGGAGCUGGAGAUCAUUCCCAAUGGCAAGACCAUUCCUGGUGACAAGAAGGGCGAGUCGGACAUUUCCAUCAUCCAGCUCGAGACCGCCGUCGGUGCCGCCAUCCGUCACUUCAACAACGCUCACGGUGUCAACGUGCCCCGUCGCCGCUUCUUGCCCGUCAAGACGUGCUCCGAUCUGAUGCUUGUCAAGUCAGAUCUCUACACCGUCAAGCACGGCCAGCUGCAAAUGAGCGCCGCUCGCUUCGGUGAUGCGCCGCUCAUCAAGCUGGGAACCGACUUCAAGAAGGUCUCGGACUUCCAGAAGCGCAUCCCUUCUAUCCCCAAGAUGAUCGAGCUUGACCACUUGACCAUCACCGGUGCCGUCAACCUGGGCCGUGGUGUUACCUUCAAGGGUACCGUCAUCAUUGUCGCUACCGAGGGUCAGACCAUCGACAUCCCGCCGGGAUCCAUUUUGGAAAACAUGGUCGUGCAGGGUAGCUUGAGGCUCUUGGAGCACUGA